Molecule: messenger RNA, 2388 nt
Organism: Malania oleifera
Lineage: Eukaryota; Viridiplantae; Streptophyta; Magnoliopsida; Santalales; Ximeniaceae
Product: E3 ubiquitin-protein ligase DA2L-like
Exons: 9
Coding region: 673-1914 (413 amino acids)
Cellular component (GO): cytoplasm
Source: RefSeq, a predicted model, not a curated record
GCUCUGACAACGCGUGAUAGGUUAAAGAAAUUCGGUCUUCUCUAAGCUUGGUUGAUUCUUUCCGGGGCUACUACUCUACCGUCCGUGCCUUACCUCUUUGCACCAAUUUCCUCCCCUUCUCUCUCUCUCCCAUUCAUUUGUUCUCUACGCUCUACGACUUAAAAAAAGGUUUCCGUCGGAUGGAGCAAGGAGGCCGAAAGAAACAAAACGAAACGAAACAAAACGAAACGAAGACGAAUAAAAAUAAAUAAAAAUAACAUAAAAAGAGAAGAAGCCAUCAGAGAAAGUUCUGAUCGUGUUGCUGCUGUUGCUAACGAAUCUCUGGAUCUCCAUUCUCUGGCAGUUGCAGAGCACAGACCUCCCGCUUCUGUUCUCAGUUCAUUCCUUGUCCAGGCUACUCUCUCUUUUGUUCUCUACAGCCAUCUUACUGUCGUCAUUGGUCCACAAUAAUCUCCAUAAGAUUAGAAGGUGCGCAAGUGUUGUUCUUCAGCGGCAAAUUGUUGUCAAUUGGAGUGGCAGCAUGCUAUAGUGUGGAUUUUUCAUUGUAAAGCAAGAGCUAGGGUUUUUGAUAUUAUGUAAUUGGCUAUCGAAUAUGUUGAUUUUCUAUGAAUUGUUACUUCUAGAUGUUAUUGAAUGCAAGAGAUAAUUAAAUAAGAAGAAAUAGACUUUGGAAUGGGGAAUAAACUGGGGAGAAGGCGACAGGUGGUGGAUGAGAAGUAUACAAGACCCCAGGGGUUGUACCAGCACAGGGAAGUUGAUCACAAAAAGCUUCGAAAGCUCAUUCUUGACUCUAAGCUCGCUCCUUGCUAUCCUGGGGAUGAAGAAUAUACCUACGAUCUUGAGGAAUGCCCAAUUUGCUUUUUGUACUAUCCUAGUCUCAACCGCUCGAGAUGUUGUAUGAAAGGAAUUUGUACAGAGUGUUUUCUGCAGAUGAAAACCCCUAAUUCAACUCGGCCUACUCAGUGUCCCUUUUGUAAAACCUCAAAUUAUGCUGUGGAGUAUCGGGGUAUGAAAUCAAAGGAGGAAAAGGGCAUGGAACAAAUUGAAGAACAGCGGGUUAUAGAAGCAAAAAUACGGAUGAGGCAACAAGAAAUUCAGGACGAUGAAGUGAGAAUGCAGAAAAGGCAGGAGAUGAGUUCUACAAGUGAGAUCAUCACACAAGGGGAGGUUGAACACAGCUCAACAGCUGGACCAUCUUUUAGGUCUCUCGUAGAUGGCGAGGAAAUCAUGUCCUCCCAUGAACCUGCUCUCUUAGCUAGACAACCUCCACGAGCGAGGCAGAAUAGGGACGAUGAAUUUGACCUGGAUCUAGAGGACAUAAUGGUCAUGGAAGCAAUUUGGCUUUCCAUCCAGGCGAGUGGAAGGCACAGAAAUCUAGUUUAUGGUGAAACUAGUCCUGAAGAAGACAGCAUUGGGGAUCACUCAGCUGUAGCCGAAUCAUCCUCAUCCCCAUCUGGAGGUCUUGCUUGUGCAAUUGCUGCCCUAGCUGAGCGCCAGCAAAUGGGUGGAGAGUCCACUACAAACAAUGGAGACAUUUCAGCAUUCAACAUUCUUCCGGGUGAUAGCAGGUUUUCUAGCAGGAUGGAACAAGUAGGGGAGAGCUACCCUCCAGAGAAUUCUGUUGAGCUGUCUUCUGACAGUGGUAUGGCUGCCACAAGAGAUGAUGGACAAUGGUGUAUUGAGCGUGGUUCUGAGGUAGCAGAAGCAGGAACCAGCUAUGCAACUUCUGAUACUACAGAAGAUGCUGGGGAAAUUGUUGCGUUACCAACUUCAGAUGACAAUGGCGCCACUUUUCAAACUAUGACAGGGCCCAUCAUUCCCGAGAGUUUUGAGGAACAGAUGAUGCUGGCCAUGGCUGUCUCACUAGCUGAGGCUCGAGCUAGGACAAAUGCGCAAGGAGUUGCCUGGCAGUAAUUCUCUAUGGUCAAGGUACUAAUAUAGUUUUCUUUUCCCCCCUUCCUCUUGCUUGUCUUAUACGGAUGUAAACGGAAAAAAGAAAAAAGAAAAAAUGACGAUUUUAAUGGACGGACAGUUGUUGGAUUCUGCUAUAAACAAGUUGCAUUGAUUCAAAUCACCUCCUUGCCAAGGCUUUGCGAAAAGUGAGAGGGUAAUUUUUCCCCCCAGCUUGUUGACGCACGGGUACUGAAAUCUUUUCAUUGCAUUUCUUUUUGUCUUGUUUAUUUUCUCUCCCAUUGCUUUAUCCCUAUUGUCACCCCCCUCAUGAAUCAAUCUGUUUGGUAUCAGAGCCAAAAGAUUAUUUUACAACACCCCCUCCCCCCCAAUUUACUCUGUAAUCUCUCUUCAUUGGCAGCAUGAACAGCAUUCGACUUUGAUAAAAAUGAAUUAAUUGAAUGUAACUUCAAAAGAAAUUCUACAUUUGACUUAAAA